AACAAGUUUUCCUUUUUCAUCUGCAUCACAACGUGCAACGAUAACAACUGAAACUGGCGAGACCCUUUGCUCGAAAAAGAACGCUGAUUUUAUUCAUCUUCGGUUUGCCUUCUAACUUGUUAUUUAGACUUUGACGGAUGCUAUCAAUAAUACCCAUGUGCAGUCUUGAAAUCAAACUUGAAUAAUUGAACUUCUAUUUCGUCACCACUGCUACAAGGUAUCCCAUGCUCAUAUGAUCCCUUGUCGCAGUAGGUGACUCAUAGAAUUCCAAUCAAACUUCAACUUACAGACUGACAAUUGCAAAAAUGUCAAAACAGCCUUCAAGACGCCUACAUUCCCGGAUGUCAGGAUGUGUGCUAAGAGUGUGUCGCUAACUUGGUUCUUGCCACAGUUUGAUGUCUGCUGUGAUGUAUUACGGAACAGACCGACGUUUAUUGGCAAUUUGCCGGUUUGUUUCUUCUUAUCAGACCCAUACGCUGCUUUUCCGGCAAUCUUCACUUCUCAAGAUUUGAACUGAUUUAACCAGCCUUGAGGAUCAAAUCAAGCUAUUUCAAAUCAAGCCUUGAGGAUCAAAUCAAGCUAUUUCAAGGAAAUUCUUUACUAUUGAGGAUGAUCCUGGUGAUUGGGCGCUCUCUGAUUGGUUGAUUUCCACGGUACACCUGUUUACCUGAGUAAAUCAAAUUCGAAACAGUUUAUCUCAAACCACAAAUUUACAUAUUUACCGCUACUGAUGACUCCAUCAGAGCAAAAACACCACGAAUGUACACAGCGAUUUGAAGCUUUGACUUGGAAGAACAAACCAUGUUUCCUCUAGAAUUAACAACGUCGUGGUGUAGAAGAUCUAGCAUAAUUUUUUGCCUCAUUGUCGCUGUCAUGGUUGCGGCUUGUGAAGGCACAAAAGACAAGAAAAGGGCGCAAGAGGUUUUAGAAAUUCAAGCCCACGACUCACACCAUUUAAAGGAACAUCUUAUGGAACAAAUGGGAAUGGACGAGGAGGCGGCAGUUAAAUACCUGAAUGAAACCAAGGGAGAGGUUCAGUUCUUCUUGAUGCAUGACUAUGAUAAUAACAGCAAGUUGGACGGUCUAGAGUUGUUUCAAGGUCUGUCACAUCAUGCCCACUCCCAGGACGAGGAAGUUGAUCACGAAUCAAGCAAAAUUGAAGAAGACGAAAUGGCAUCUUUCGUGGACACUAUUUUAGAAGACCAAGACCGCAAUGACGAUGGGUACAUUGACUACCCUGAGUUUGUGCUUUCUUUCCGUCCAACUUCAGGGCACAGUGGAGGGUCCUAACACGAUAAUGAAAAUCAGACAUGGAAAAGCGAAUGAUUUAAAGGACGUCUUCAUUUUAAGGAAGUUGCUAAAUCGAAAGGUUUUUUUUUUUUGGCCAACCAGUGUCAAAAUGCAGGGAUGAGUUACUUUAAAUAGAGCGCUUUUUAGAUUAAGUUUCGCGAAACCAAAGUCAAUCAAAACAAAGGUGGGAUUAACGAAGAACCAAUCAGAACAUACGAAUACCUGUAAGUGUCCUCAAGCGCGGGAAAACUCAAGUAACGAGGUCGUGAUUGGUCGAGACGUUGGCGAGAAUAUUUUAGACCACUCACGGAGAGUAACAAAGCAAGAACACUCAACGUAACACUACUCUGUCCAUGGCUCAGGCAGAAAACAAGAAUUAGACUGUUGCCUGGCCUUGAAUUGGAAUCAAGUGAUGCGCAGAAGGCUUAAGUAGUAUGUACUACCAAUUUACCGAGUUGGUCGGGUCGGACGGGGAAUAUUUGGUUCGAAGUCAUGACGUAUGCGUCAAACGAGAGCCAAAUAUUUCUCCCAUCUGGCCCAACCAAACUUAUACAAUGAGCAUUUUAAUAUACGAUCACUAAGUGUUGAAAAUGUCGAAAACUUUAUCUCAAUCUAAAUCAGACGCGAUAGACAGGCCCACACGCGACAACCACAAAAAA
Stylophora pistillata is the source of this 1949-nucleotide messenger RNA. Its product is annotated as multiple coagulation factor deficiency protein 2 homolog. The record is from RefSeq and is a predicted model, not a curated record. Gene Ontology annotation, molecular function: calcium ion binding. Lineage: Eukaryota; Metazoa; Cnidaria; Anthozoa; Scleractinia; Pocilloporidae.